UCGGAGCCUGAGUCAGAGAGAGAGAAAGAGGAAGAGAGAAAGAGAGAGAGAAAGAGAGGGGGAAGGAGGAGAAGCCUACCACAGCAGGAGGUGAGGACAAGCAGGAGGUCUUUGGUGUGCCCUCAGAAGUCUGCCUUUGGUUCUCACUGAGCCACUCUGAGGAUGGAGCGAUCCGGCCGGGAGCUGUGUCUCAACUUCACCAUUGUCCUGAUUACGGUCAUCCUUAUGUGGCUCAUUGUGCGGUCCUAUCAGUGAGGCGGCAUGCCACUCCCCUGGGACUGACUGCCACGCUCCAGAGCUGCCUGCCGUGUGCCCUGAGAUCCCACUGCUAUGAUGGGAUGCCUCUCAGCGCGCACAGAAGUGCGAGGCGCUUCUGACCCGCACACACAGUAUCUGAGGUGCCUCCAGUGUUAGGAUCAAUUGUGUGUUCUCUAAAGAUGCUGCUCUCGAGGGCUGCCCAGCGUUUGCCAGUGAACAUUAGAUUUAUUCCCCAACUUAGAUAAGUCAUGAGGUUAAGCUGAAACUGGAUUCAUGAUGAUGUAGAGUUGUAAAAAGCCUGUAAGCUGUCUCACCACACAUCCCUUCAACCCACAAUGUCUGCAGCCACACUUUAGA
Messenger RNA from Artibeus jamaicensis (Jamaican fruit-eating bat), 615 nucleotides. It is a transcript of the gene SLN, whose product is annotated as sarcolipin. The transcript is spliced from 2 exons. The record is from RefSeq and is a predicted model, not a curated record. Gene Ontology annotation, cellular component: membrane. Lineage: Eukaryota; Metazoa; Chordata; Mammalia; Chiroptera; Phyllostomidae. The coding region runs from base 163 to 255 and encodes 30 amino acids. Gene Ontology annotation, molecular function: enzyme regulator activity.